AUGUCUUAUUCUUCAACUUCCUCCAGCGCGAGCGAGUCUGAUCCUGGCACAUCUGUCCCUGCCAGAGACUAUGCUAACUUGCGAGAUAUGACGGCUUUUCCCACGUUCUUCGAUAUCCCCGAAUUGAUGAUUCAAGUCGCGAACGGCAAGGUCUAUAAACCACACGAACACUGGUGUCUCCUGGUGGAAAUCUUCGCCAUCGAAAGCUUUUCCCGUCUUGUUCUGAGAUGCAAGGACAAAGCAGACAAGCUAGUGAUCAUUGCCUUCUACACUGAAGAUGAGGGUAGAGCCUUUGACACAAGUGAGCUGCACUGUGGACAAACCGUCGCGAUUAUGUAUCCCACACAGCAUCAGUUUCUUGACGGUCGCUGGGGAGUUCGUCAGGAGGAUUACCGCUCGAUCAAGGUAUGCCCCCGGUUUUGGAAAUCACAUCCAUCCUCUUGGAACUGCCGAACUGAAAGAGCUUACAUCUCAUGUAGCUUUUUCCUACGUCCCUCGACAACCUACUUCGUCUUAGUGACGAGGUUCGAUCCUGGCCGAAAGGCUUUGGCAAGCACACCGAAUGCCAUGGAUGUGGCCAAAGCAAUGUACCGCUGA
This is a messenger RNA of Aspergillus melleus, 597 nucleotides long. RefSeq lists its product as uncharacterized. Bases 1 to 597 code for a protein of 198 amino acids. The record is from RefSeq and is a predicted model, not a curated record. The transcript has a single exon. NCBI's taxonomy places the organism in Eukaryota, Fungi, Ascomycota, Eurotiomycetes, Eurotiales, Aspergillaceae.